UAAACUUAGUUCCGAACAUUGGAUCAAGUUUUUUGUUUAAAAAUUACUUUUUCUUUCCUUUUCAGUACGAUUGCUGUGGUAUGAAUGGACCCAAUGAUUACAUCGACAGUGGUCUCAGCAUACCGCCAAGCUGUUAUCUUAACCGCAAGUCGUCUAUUGCAAAUGAUCUCUAUACUUCCGGUUGUGUUGCCAAGUUAACACAAGCCUUUGAAAUGGGUUCGCGCAUUGAAGUGAUCAGUGAUUGGACAUUGGUGGGUGUGGAGGGCGCAACAAUUAUUGUCGCCUGCGUCUUGGGCAUCAGCUUCAAAAAUAUGGAAAGAAGACGAUACUAUUAGUACAAAUUCAAUUUUGUUACUACUUAUGUAUUUAUUUGUUGUUGACAGUAUUUCAAAUUAGCAGUUUUAUAUGUACAUAUAUUUUAUUUACACAUAAUUACUACAUAUGUAUAUGUAUGUAUUUAAAUUAUUAUUAGAUUCUAACUAUUGCGAAGCAUUAAAAAUAAAUAUUAAGUUAUUGUGAGGUAGGUAUGUAUGUAUGUAUGUAGAUAAAUACAUAUGUAAUACCGGAUCUAUGGAAGGACAUAUGUACACCCGAUCACUAGA
Rhagoletis pomonella (apple maggot) is the source of this 602-nucleotide messenger RNA. RefSeq lists its product as uncharacterized. The record is from RefSeq and is a predicted model, not a curated record. NCBI's taxonomy places the organism in Eukaryota, Metazoa, Arthropoda, Insecta, Diptera, Tephritidae. The transcript has 2 exons. Bases 81 to 335 code for a protein of 84 amino acids.